Penicillium canescens is the source of this 1290-nucleotide messenger RNA. RefSeq names its product putative DnaJ domain protein (Mas5). Gene Ontology annotation, molecular function: Hsp70 protein binding. Lineage: Eukaryota; Fungi; Ascomycota; Eurotiomycetes; Eurotiales; Aspergillaceae. The transcript is spliced from 5 exons. The record is from RefSeq and is a predicted model, not a curated record. The coding region runs from base 1 to 1290 and encodes 429 amino acids. Gene Ontology annotation, biological process: protein refolding. Gene Ontology annotation, cellular component: cytoplasm.
AUGAAGGUAUCCGUGGCUCCGGCUCAGGUUGACCUCUAUGAGGUCUUAGAAAUUCACGCAACCGCAUCUAAGGAUGACAUCCGGAAGGCAUACCGCAAGGCGGCGCUGGCCCACCACCCCGACAAAGUCCCUGAGUCUGAGCGCGAAGAAGCUUCAGCUCGGUUCAAGUCUGUCCAGGAAGCCUACGAUAUCCUCUACGAUGACCAGAAGCGACACCUUUACGAUACACACGGUAUGGCGGCUUUCAACGGCUCUGGUGAACCUGGAAUGGCAGGCGCCCCGGACCUCGAUGAUAUCCUAGCACAAAUGUUUGGCGCCAGCAUGGGCGGCGGCAUGGGCGGUAUGCCUGGUAUGGGAGGCAUGGGAGGUAUGCCCGGUGGCCACCCUAACCGACCCCGCAAGAGCCGCAACGAGGAGCAGGACUACGAAGUCAGCCUGGAGGAUCUAUACAAGGGCAAGACCGUUCGAUUCACCAGCACCAAGAAUGUCAUUUGUGGACACUGCAAGGGCAAGGGUGGAAAGGAGAAGGCUACUGCGAAGAAGUGCUCGACUUGUGAUGGCCAUGGAGCCAAGGAGGUCCUGCAGCAGAUGGGUGGUUUCUUGACCCAGCAGACUGUGACCUGUACCACUUGCAAGGGUCAGGGUUCAUACUUCAGUCCGAAGGACAAGUGCAAGAAGUGCAAAGGCGAACGGGUCACCGAGGAGAAGAAGAUGCUGGAGCUUUACAUUCCCCGUGGCACGAAACAAGGAGACAAGAUUAUCCUGGAAGGUGAGACUGACCAGGUGCCCGGACAGGAACCCGGCGACAUUAUUUUCAAGAUUGUCGAGGAAGAGCACCCCGUGUUUGCUCGCGCCGGCUCCGAUCUCCAGGCGACGAUUGAGGUCACAUUGGCUGAAGCCCUGGGCGGCCUUUCGCGCGUCGUGGUCAAGCACCUUGAUGGCCGCGGCAUUGAAAUCCACCACCCCCAGGUCCCCGGCGAGGUCCUGUCUCCCGGACAGGUUCUCAAGGUUCCCGGAGAGGGUAUGCCCCUGAACCGUACCGAUGCCCGUGGUGAUCUUUACUUGGUCGUCGAUGUCAAGUUCCCCGGCUCUGACUGGAAGCCUACUCCGGCGAUGCUGGAAAAGCUAAAGGAAAUCCUGCCCAAACCCGGAAAGCCUAUACCCGCCGAACAUGUGGAUGAGGUCGAAUACGACCCCAAGGCCAACAUUGAAGAGUUCGGUGCUAAGGAUGGACACGCAUGGGAGGACGAGGACGAAGACGAUGAACCGGCGCAGUGCGCUACUCAGUAG